Messenger RNA from Enterobius vermicularis (human pinworm), 507 nucleotides. The record is from the annotation of a GenBank genome assembly. Lineage: Eukaryota; Metazoa; Nematoda; Chromadorea; Rhabditida; Oxyuridae.
AUGGGUGGAAGAAGCAGUACACCAGUGCAUGUUAGACAGGCUAUGGAAGCACCUCAGUAUCCGGAUAUGAAUGCUGUUUUUAGUCAGUUACCAAAAAUGAUGCAGGUUGCUGAUGAUAUGCAUCGUAUGACGGAAUACAUGAUGGAUUUAAGAAAUAUGACGUUUGCAAUGGUCUGCAUAUCACUAAUUUUAGGCGGACUUUAUCUGUUAACAAAAUUAAUUUUACACUAUAAACGCAAAAAUUCUUAUCGAAAACAGCUUAUCGAAAGGCAAUUGGAGGCUGUUGGUGAAAGAGCGUUCCCAAGACAUUUUCAUUAUGGUGGAGGUUACCAGGGCUUCUGUGAACCAUGGUUGGAACCACGUCCAAAAACUGCAACAUCAAUUGAUAUGGAAAAAAUUCAAUUAGGUGGCUGUGCACAGAACGACAAUGGAGAUCGGAUGAGCGAGAUAACACCACGCGUUACGGAAACCAAGAAUCUGCCGAACGGUCUAACUAACAAAGUUUGA